This is a messenger RNA of Heteronotia binoei (common prickly gecko), 966 nucleotides long. RefSeq lists its product as uncharacterized. The coding region runs from base 1 to 966 and encodes 321 amino acids. The record is from RefSeq and is a predicted model, not a curated record. NCBI's taxonomy places the organism in Eukaryota, Metazoa, Chordata, Lepidosauria, Squamata, Gekkonidae. The transcript has a single exon.
AUGGUUGUCCUCGUUUUUGUGGACGAUCUGAUUGUUCUAGUGGACUCCAACCAGCAACUACACUGGUUCCAAGAAACAGCUAGCAAGCUGUUUACCAUCAAACACCUUGGGCCGGUAAGCUACUACCUGGGGGUAGAAAUAUCAAGGAAGGCAGACGGAUGCUUUGAGCUGUGCCAAAGCAACAAAGUGAAAGCACUGCUGGCUCGGUAUGGCAUGGAGGAGGCUAGUAGUGUGCAAACCCCAAUGGCCACAGGGUAUGGCAAAGAACCCGAGGGUGAGGUAUUUCAGAACGUGCAAUUGUACCAAUCCCUAAUCGGGUCUCUGUUGCACUUAGCAUGCUGGUCCAGACCCGAUAUCAGCUACGCUGUGCACAUAUUGUGCCAGAAAAACGCUGAGCCCCACCACAAGGAUUGGGUGGCAGCCAAGAGGGUGCUGCGUUACCUCAGUGGGACGAUAGAGCGAAAGCUAUCCCUCAAUGUGGGAGAAAAGCCUGAACUUCGCACCUAUGCCGACGCGAGCUGGGGGGAUCGGCCCAAGGCAAAAUCAACUACGGGAAUUGGGAUAUUCCUGGGAGAUGCCCUGUUGCUAUGGAAAGCCACCAAGCAGACCCUGGUGGCAUGCAGUACCUGCGAGGCAGAGUACGGGGCCAUCAACGAGUUCGUGCUCAACAUAGAAUGGGCAAUACAACUGAUGAAGGAUCUCAAUAUACCUAUCAAUCUGCCAGUAACGGUAUAUAGCGAUAAUUCGGCAGCUAAAGAGUUGACAGAAAAUCAAGCUGCUCGGGGGAGAAGCAAACAUAUACUUAUUAGGUACCAAAACGUGAGAGAAGCUGUGACCAGGAACCUAAUAAAGAUAACAAAGUGUACGUCAGAAAAGAAUGCAGCUGACAUAUUCACAAAAUGUUUAAAUGUGAAUGAACAUGUUAAAGUUGUACAAUACCUAGGUUUACUGUGUACGGUAGACUAG